GCCCAGCCAAUGAGGGAGGCGCUGGCGCUGAUAUUAAGGGAAAGUUAGUGCAAAGCCAAGCACCCUCUUUUUUUAUUGUCAUUGACAUUUAAACUGUGUGGCAGAUUCUUAUGUAGAAAUUGGCGAUCAAACUUGCCAGUUACCGACUCUCAGAGGCGGAAUUGGGAAACCGGGGAUCAUACGAUUCUGCCUGCCCUCUCUCUAACAGGAACUCAAGAUCACACAACCAGCAGCUUCAGUGGAGAAAAACUCUUUUACUGGCAACCCUUUUUAAGGCACCAUCAUUUCAAAUCAGGGGCGCUUUUUAAAACUAUUGACAGGAGCUUUGACAACAAGACAGGAUGCCUCAGAAAGAGGGAAGACUUUAACUAGCGCUGCGCAGAUGUGCGAGUCGUUAAAUUGCAUGACAGGAGAGUCCACUCAUAAAUCAGAAUCCUAUAAGCGAGCCACGUGGGAUCUUGCUCCAUCAAUUCGCCAUGCAGAACAGUCACAGCGGAGUGAAUCAGCUCGGCGGUGUGUUUGUCAACGGUCGGCCGCUGCCGGAUUCAACCAGACAGAAAAUCGUGGAGCUCGCCCACAGCGGGGCUCGGCCGUGCGACAUCUCCCGAAUCCUGCAGACCCAUGCAGAUGCAAAAGUCCAAGUGCUGGACAAUCAAAACGUAUCGAAUGGCUGUGUGAGUAAAAUUCUGGGCAGGUAUUACGAAACUGGCUCCAUCCGACCGCGGGCAAUCGGAGGUAGCAAACCCAGAGUAGCGACUCCAGAAGUUGUAAGCAAAAUAGCACAGUAUAAACGGGAGUGCCCCUCCAUCUUUGCUUGGGAGAUUCGAGACAGAUUACUAUCGGAGGGGGUCUGUACCAACGAUAAUAUACCCAGCGUAUCGUCGAUCAACAGAGUCCUCCGCAACCUGGCUAGCGAAAAGCAACAGAUGGGUGCAGAUGGAAUGUAUGACAAGCUAAGAAUGCUGAACGGUCAGACCGGGACGUGGGGCACAAGACCUGGGUGGUACCCAGGGACAUCAGUUCCAGGACAGCCAACACAAGAUGGCUGCCCACAACAGGAAGGAGGGGGUGAAAACACUAAUUCCAUCAGUUCCAACGGAGAAGAUUCCGAUGAGGCUCAGAUGAGACUACAGCUGAAAAGAAAGUUGCAGAGAAAUAGGACAUCCUUCACCCAAGAACAAAUUGAAGCGCUUGAGAAAGAAUUUGAGAGAACUCAUUAUCCUGACGUGUUUGCCAGAGAGAGACUAGCUGCCAAAAUAGACUUACCUGAAGCAAGAAUACAGGUGUGGUUUUCUAACAGGAGGGCAAAGUGGAGAAGGGAAGAGAAACUAAGGAACCAGAGAAGACAAGCUAGUAACACUCCCAGUCACAUUCCCAUCAGUAGUAGUUUCAGCACAAGUGUCUAUCAACCGAUCCCACAACCCACAACACCUGGUUCCAUGCUGGGCAGAACAGACACCGCGCUAACAAACACAUACAGUGCUUUGCCACCCAUGCCUAGUUUCACAAUGGCUAACAACCUGCCUAUGCAACCCCCAGUACCCAGCCAGACUUCAUCUUACUCUUGCAUGCUGCCCACAAGUCCGUCAGUGAAUGGGAGGAGCUAUGAUACAUACACUCCUCCUCACAUGCAGACACAUAUGAACAGCCAGCCAAUGGGCACCUCUGGGGCUACUUCAACAGGUCUUAUUUCCCCUGGAGUGUCAGUUCCAGUUCAAGUUCCCGGCAGUGAACCUGAUAUGUCUCAGUACUGGCCAAGAUUACAGUAAACCAUGUGUUGAUUUUGUAAAUGGCUAUAUGGACAACAGUUGGGUAUUCAGCUGUAUUUUCUAAAAGAAGAAUGGCUUUCCAAGUACUUCUGUACUGCAACUGUGCCCUAUGAUGUAACACAUGGAGAAAGACUUUAACAUGGACCUUUGAAUACUGAAGGUGUUAUAUCAGUUGGAACAAAUCUUCAUUUUGGUAUCCAAACUUUUAUUCAUUUUGGUGUAUUAUUUGUAAAUGGGCAUUUGUAUGUUAUAAUGAAAAAAAGAACAAUGUAGACUGAAUGGAUGUUUGCUUUUGUGUUGGUCAUGAAGUUGUUUUUUUUUUUAAAAAGGAAGCCAUGAUCAACAAGCUUUGCCACGAAUUAAGAGUUUAUCAAGCUAUAUCGAAUACUUCUACCAAUCUGUUCAUAGAUUUCAGCCUGAUGCUCCAAGUUCCAUCAUUCCAUUGCAUAUAAUUCCACCUGGAACAAUACGCACUAGAUUUCUGUAAGAAAAUUAUCUGUUGGGAUUUCCAAAGGUUAUUAACAGAUGACGCUUAUGUGCAAACAAAGGUUAAGAGAAAACGUCAAAGAAGAAGAGUUUGAUAGGAAAAAGGUAGAUGGUGUCUUCGAUAUAAUCCAAUUUGUUUUAUGUCAAAAUGUAAGUAUUUGUCUUCCCUAGAAAUCUCCCAGAAUGAUUUCUAUAAUAAAGUUAAUUUCAUUUAUAUUUGACAAGAAUAUUCUAUAGAUGUUUUAUACACAUUUUCAUGCAUCAAACAUUUCUUUUUUGGUCGGCAAAAGUUAAUUGUUCUUAGCUAUAGUUGUACUACUGUUCACAGUUCAAUCAUUUUUGUGCAUCUAGAAUUCAUUCCUAAUCAAUUAAAAGUGCUUGCAAGAGUUUUAAACUUAAGUGUUUUGAAGUUGUUCACAACGACAUAUCAAAAUUAACCAUUGUUGAUUGUAAAAACCAUGCCAAAGCCUUUGUAUUUCCUUUAUUAUAAUAUUUUCUUUUUAACCUUAUAGUGUGGUGUGGCAAAUUUUGUUCCCUUUAGAGAUUUUAACAUUUUUAUAGACAAAGUCUUAUUUUGAAAUUAUUUUCAGUCCUUAAUUCUGAAAGUCUUCAAGAAAAUUAUUUUCAGUCCUUAGAAAUUAGUUUUGUAGAUGUUAUAGCUUGGCCUGUAAUAUCAGUGAAAAGAUAAUUGAUGAAAAAGCAAAGCUAUGUAUGAAAGUCUCUGGAGAGCAUAUAAAAAGAAUGUUUUCCUUGUUACACAGAAGUAUAUGUAAAAAAGAACUAUUUAACAGAGGAAAAUCUAAAUAACUUUUAAGAAGGGGUUUGCAUUUUAAAUUAUUGUUCUAGACAAAAGUAGAUGUAUAGAAAUGAUUAUGCUCCUUAAGUCAAUGAGGCUGCAAUCCUGAAACCACUUAUCUUUUUAAAAUACCCAAUUUAAAUAAAUGGGAACAACCUGGA
Hemicordylus capensis (graceful crag lizard) is the source of this 3212-nucleotide messenger RNA. RefSeq names its product paired box 6 (gene PAX6). Gene Ontology annotation, molecular function: DNA-binding transcription factor activity, RNA polymerase II-specific; RNA polymerase II cis-regulatory region sequence-specific DNA binding. The record is from RefSeq and is a predicted model, not a curated record. The coding region runs from base 477 to 1769 and encodes 430 amino acids. The transcript has 14 exons. Gene Ontology annotation, biological process: anatomical structure development; regulation of transcription by RNA polymerase II. NCBI's taxonomy places the organism in Eukaryota, Metazoa, Chordata, Lepidosauria, Squamata, Cordylidae.